Pteropus alecto (black flying fox) is the source of this 2584-nucleotide messenger RNA. It is a transcript of the gene EIF4E3, whose product is annotated as eukaryotic translation initiation factor 4E family member 3. Gene Ontology annotation, cellular component: eukaryotic translation initiation factor 4F complex. Gene Ontology annotation, molecular function: RNA 7-methylguanosine cap binding; translation initiation factor activity. The coding region runs from base 290 to 646 and encodes 118 amino acids. The record is from RefSeq and is a predicted model, not a curated record. Gene Ontology annotation, biological process: translational initiation. NCBI's taxonomy places the organism in Eukaryota, Metazoa, Chordata, Mammalia, Chiroptera, Pteropodidae. The transcript is spliced from 7 exons.
GGCUGUGGGGUUACCUUCUCUUCCUUCCUCCUGCCACCCCAAGUCGUCUGAGUUGCGUGUUUACUCAGUGGUAGAGCACGUUGGCCUGGAUCUCAAGCUACCCACGUUCUAGUCCUGCUCUGUCAUUUUCUAGAGCUGUGGCCUCAGAUCUCUCCCUGGUGCCACAGCAGCUGAGUGUGCAUCAAAUCUGAAGAAAAUCUACACAGUACAAACAGUACAGAUAUUCUGGAGUGUAUACAAUAACAUUCCUCCUGUGACUAGCCUGCCUCUGAGAUGUAGUUAUCAUUUAAUGAGAGGAGAGAGGCGACCACUCUGGGAAGAGGAGAGUAACGCAAAGGGUGGCGUGUGGAAGAUGAAAGUUCCCAAGGACAGCACGUCCACAGUUUGGAAAGAGUUGUUGUUAGCGACUAUCGGGGAACAGUUCACAGAUUGUGCUGCUGCAGAUGACGAAGUAAUAGGAGUUAGUGUCAGUGUUCGGGACCGGGAAGACGUAGUCCAAGUCUGGAAUGUAAAUGCCUCUUUAGUGGGCGAAGCAACUGUUCUAGAAAAGAUCUAUGAACUUCUGCCUCACAUAUCUUUUAAAGCGGUAUUUUAUAAACCCCAUGAAGAGCAUCAUGCUUUUGAAGGUGGACGUGGAAAACACUAAUUGCACUCUGUAAAGAAUUCUUUGUCCUUUGCUGAUUGGUUUUGGAAACGGUCUUAACAGGAGGGAGAGUGAAGAGAAGACUUGCCGAAGUCCGAUGCUGGUCAAUUUAGAGUGGGUUUCUGUCCUUGCAGACUGGGCAAUUAGGAUUCAAAGUGGCAGGUGGGGUCGGGGGGCGAUUGUAUGGGUUUCUACCGUCACAUUACUUGCGCUUUUUUUUUUUCUUUCUAAAUUCUCUGUCCUUUUUACUCCAAUUUUUCCCCCUUUUAAAUUCCUUAUUCAAUCUAAUUAUGGUUUUCUACACUCCCCUUUCAUUGAGGCACAAGAAAUCGGUUUCCCUUUAAGUAGCUCUGCUGUACCUAGUUAAUGAGAAUAUUCGUAAUCGUGACAAUGCUGCUUUUGAAAAUCCACACUGUACUCGGAGGAAUACUAGCUGGUGAAACCUGUCUUGAUUAUUUGUUGUGACACAUUCCUACAUACUAUGCACCGGGCAUUGUUUUUUCUGCCCCAGGGAAAAGAAAAACCAUACUUAAUCAGAUUUUGCACUGACAGCUCACACAUCUUUUAUUUUUCCUUUUUAAAAUGUAUUUUUUUUUUUUUUUUUUAUCUAUAAGAGGAAAAUAAUAGUUGGGUUGCCUAACAUAAAAACUAUAAUCAUAGUUGAGGAUCAGGAUAUAAAUGAAACUCUAGGUUUUGGACUCUGUCAACAUACUUCUAACCAGAAUUUCAAUUUAGCCUUUUCAAAGGAAGCUUUAGAGUAGUAGGAAGGGAUUUCUCCAAAUAGGAAACCUUACAUUUCUGAUUGAAAGAGGAGGUAAUAUUUUAAUUGUUUGAAUUAAGAUUCUUCUGAAUUUUGGGUGUCCGUACACCCUUAAGACUUCCCACAUCAAUUUGAACACAUUUUGUUAAAUGAUCUUUUUCCUGCUUACAUUGUAUAUCAUUUCCAAUAAUCCCAUAGUCCUCCAAGUGGGGCAGAUUUUGCCUGCCUUUUUCAUAGAGGAACAAGAAGUUAAAUCUCAUUUCUAGGAUGAAGGUGAACAUUCACAAAGUGGAAUUUUGAGUGCAUUCUGUUCAUAUUAAUUAUUGAAAUUGUUAACAUAUAAUUAAUAUAUUAUGUUACCAAAGAAAUACUGAUUUUAGUAGGAGGAAAUAGCCACCCUCUGAAACACAGACUUGCUCAAAAUGUGCCGAAUUUAUUCCUUGAUUCUGCAAAGCCCCCUACUGCUCUGCAUGAAAAGGGCAGAGUCAUUUGAAGAUGCUUCCUCCUGCUGGCGUUUUUUUCAGAGCUGGGGAACUAGUGCAUGCUUGUACAUUUUUCAAAAGGGCCGAGCUCUCAGAACUUCACUGUGCCCUGGAUUUUAAUUCCUCUUGUAGUGUGGACCAGCAGAGACAGGUGGAGCUAUUUCAAACCUCUAACCUGUGUUUGUAAAUAAUAUUCUUCAAACAUUUUAAAGGAGUUUCAACAAUAUCUAUUUAUAAAAGCUGUGCCCUUCACUCAUUAUUAACCACAUCAACCAUAAUAACAAUGACCAUAGUUUUUUUUUUAAAUGCUUUGUUUCUAAACUUGAGUUUUUCAGUCAUUUCAAAAUGAGUUAUAAGGAUAUCCAGACCCAUUUUUCAAAAGCCUGGAACUUACUUCUUUAAAUAUUGUACUAACAUCCAACUUGUUUUCAAAUUAUUCAUCAAAGAUUUAAAAAAGGUAUUCUGGACAUGAAUUAAAAUUCUUUUUGAUAUAUAAGUAUUUUUCUGAUCAAUUAGAAAAAGGAUAUAAUUGACUUAUCUUCAUUAUAAUUGUCAAAUAUAUUUCCAUAACUAAAUGGACUUUGAAGUAUUUUUAUUUUUGAACUUUAUUUAAAAGCAUUGUAAUGACAUGUUCAACUUUUGCAUGUAUGUAGCCUUUGAAGUAAAAGUAAAAUAAAAUAAACAGGAAUGUUAGGCUCA